Mycena citricolor is the source of this 243-nucleotide messenger RNA. The record is from the annotation of a GenBank genome assembly. NCBI's taxonomy places the organism in Eukaryota, Fungi, Basidiomycota, Agaricomycetes, Agaricales, Mycenaceae.
AUGCUCAACAAGAUGGGUCCAAAGACAGAACUCUUCAAAGGAGAUGGAAUGGCAGAGAAAGCAAACAUCUGGCUAAGACAGCGAGAACAGAUGUGGAAGUUUGAUGCAAAGGACAACAAGAAGAGGUGGAGGUUUGAGCGUGCACUAUACCCAGGAAGCCCGGCGGAGGUCUGGUACAAAACUCUCCCAGCAACAGACAAAGCGGACUGGCUGCAGAUCACCAUAGCCUUCAAGAAGAAGUGA